UUCACCUCGUCGACAACUAGCAUCACCACACACUUGUCUCUGGUCUGUAACCUGUGUCUUAGCGACACGAUAAAAGUCUAUUGACGUCUACUGACACAAGUGAAGUGUCGAGACGUAACUGUCAGUGGUUGCAACGAGUAAUAGGUUUUAUGAUUUCCGAGUUGGAUUUUACCUAGUGUGAGGGCAUUGAUUGCGAAAACGGGAGAUGCCGGAACAGCAUUAUUUUGGUACAUAAUAAAAGGAUGACACGUUUUCUACCAGGACAUACGCCCAAUCGUCUUUAUUGUUCUUGUUAUUGUUAUUACUCAAGACGCUUGCUGAAGCGUCGACGGUAUUUAACGAAUAAAUUUUCAUCAUAUUCGAAAGUUGAAUUGGAAAAAAAAAAUAUUUUUUUUAAUUACUAUCAUGCUCACAGAAAUGGUUCGGCUUUCUUACCAACAUCGUGCUUUUUAUUGCUAUGUUAUACUCAGUAUUUGGAUAUUCCUUCUCGUUGCUGGCAUGUACAAGUACAUCGGAAAUAAUGAAAAAAGUUCUAUUCAAAGCAAGCCACUGAGUAGCGAUGUACCGGUUCGCGAAUUUGCCAGGCAUUUUAAACCAGAUAUUAAAAAUAAACGAAUAUUCAAACUGUGCAAUCCACCGGAUGACAUCAAGAUUGGAUCUGAAGGAAAAAUCGAUGGAAACUUGACAUUGGAAGGAGUAAUUAUAUUUAUACGACACGGAGAUCGCGGACCAUUAUCCCACAUACGUAAUAUCAGUACGGUUAAUUGUGCGGGUGACUUUAGUUCAAACCCAAAACUAGAAAGUGUUUACCAAAAUUAUCAGAAUUUUAUACUAAAUUCAACGGCGUAUACACAAUCAGCUUGGUCGCAGUUCCUGGGCCCGUUCCACGGGUUCCCUAUGCUGCCUAACAAUGUAAAAGAGUGCAAAAUAGGCGAGCUGACGACUCUGGGCAUCGGCCAGUUGCUUAAGACGGGGCUGAUACUGAAAAAUGCAUAUUACAAUAAACUAAAUCUUGGUAACAGCACAAUGUUAUCUAAAGAUGUUGUUGUAUAUAGCACGAGAUACCGAAGAACUGUACAAAGUGCCAUAGCUCUUCUUUAUUCUUUAUUGCUAGAGAACGAAGUCUUCCAAAAUUUCGGAAAAAUUUCUAUGCGCGAAAGCUCCAGUCUCACUUUUUGUAAUACUGACUGUGCUUGUCCGGCUGCGGAAAAAUUUGUUAAACAAUACAAUAAGGAAACAAGUGAUCGAUUAAAAUCACAUCCAGCGGUAAUAGAAUUAAUAAAACAAUCAUCAAAUGUAGUAUUCGAAAUGCCGGAUCAAGCGCAAACAAAGCAUCCAGAUACACUUAAAGAUGCAUUGUUAACAUACAUUUGUCACGGAUCAUCGCUUCCAUGUGUAAACUACGAAAGUCAGCGUAUUUGUGUUAAAACAGACCACGUUACCGGGCUGUUUGCUUACAUUGAAUGGGAGUCGAAGCUCAAUAUCAAGAGCUCGAAUCGCCGCAAGUACGGACUCUUGAGAGCUUACGGAUUGUUGCGAAACGUUGUCUCCCACAUGGUACAAAUGAUAUCCGAAUCAAAGCCAAAAAUAGUCCUGUUUUCCGGUCACGAUAAAACGCUCGAGUACUUGGCGAGCGCUCUCGGGAUUGUUGUUGAUCACGCCAUUUCGCCGCACUACGCUUCCCGAUUUGUUAUUGAAAUUUGUCGCGUUAAUUCCAAAAACGAGAACCACGUCGCCAAUGAUUUUUAUUUUCGCGUUAUUGUUAAUGGAAAAGACGUUACUCAGACUAUUGCUUUUUGUAAAAAUUCUAAUUAUUACAGUGAUAAUUACGGUGAUAAAAACGACGACGGCGAAUUUUUAAAAAAAGAAUAUAAACUUUGUCCUAUUGAAGCGAUUAUACGACAAUUGCAUGACGACUAUUUUCUACCUUUUAAUGCUACUAAUUUCAAAGACGCUUGUUUUAAUCAUUGAUUGUUUUAAUAUUAUUUUUACAUACUUUGUUUUUAUUUUUAUCUCUGUAAACAUGCAGGUAGUGUUUAAAGUGGUUUAAGUGAUGAAUAGUUUAUCGAAAGUUAUUUAUAGUUUUUAAUCGAUAUCCAUAAAGUCAAUGUAAGAAAAAUUUUUUUACAUUGACCUUUAUGUAAAAUUUGUUUCUUUCAACCGUAGAAGAUUUAAGGGGGAACACCACUGUGACGAUCGAAGAAAAGAGGUGAUUUUCGGGAAUUUUUUUGACAGGGAAAAUAAAGGAAUUUG
Molecule: messenger RNA, 2253 nt
Organism: Cotesia glomerata
Lineage: Eukaryota; Metazoa; Arthropoda; Insecta; Hymenoptera; Braconidae
Product: 2-phosphoxylose phosphatase 1
Exons: 5
Coding region: 406-1971 (521 amino acids)
Biological process (GO): dephosphorylation
Molecular function (GO): phosphatase activity
Source: RefSeq, a predicted model, not a curated record